AUGGGCGAUGGGCCAAGUUCACUCGUUGUACAAAGGCCUCUUCUCUUUCAGUCAAUGGUCCAUUCUCACCCAAAAUCAGAAGAGACUGCUGUGUACCUUCCCAAAGCAACGCUUCAAUCACUUCCUGUCGAGAUACUUCUUCAUAUCUUCUCGCAAUUGGAGCUCAAACCCUACCUCUUCUCUCGUGGUGUAUGCAAAGAAUGGCAGCGUCUCCUUCCGCUGGCUGAUAUCCAUCCAGCGUGGCUCCGUCUAGCUGAGUUUUAUUUGAAGAUGGUUAAUACGCCAGAUUUUAUCGACACUCGUACCUGGAUAAUUGACAAUCUCCAGCCAUUCGACCGACAAGCGUACAUCAACAUCCUCCUUUCCCAAUAUCCGGCAGUUCCGGAAGAGUUUCGCAUAUGGCUUCUCGAAUGGCCUGAAAGGGCUACUGUAAACUGUAUAUGGCCUGGCCUGCCGUUCAUAUCAUGCACCGACUUCAGUCCCCGUAGAAGGUCUGGCGUUUACUGGGUAGCAUACAAAAAGCAUUCCCCACAGCUUCUAGCGCCAGUCUAUAGGCAGCACACUCCCUACGCCAAGUUUGUCCCUGGCCUUCUAAUCUGGAGGCGAAGUCACUUGACUGAGUGGCUUAUUUUCGAUGAAGACGAACCUGAACUCUUUGGCCGUGUGUAUGUCACCAGUUUGUUGGAACUUGAAAAAUCGGGGGUCAUCCCUCACGAACGGCAAAAAAUUCCCGACGACGACGACGAGCUAGAGGAAGCGUAUGACGAGGACGCAGAUGGGUAUCUCAACGUGCCAUUUCCAGAUUGGAUCGCCUAUUUGGAGAGCUGCUGGGCCGAAAAUGUUAGAAGGCUCGAACGGCGCGACACGUGCAGUCCGCUUCAGGACCGUGUCAUGCCUGAAUCCGAUAUGACCCCGCAAUUCAACUCAUCUUAUUCUACUAAACUCCCCGCUGUUCCAUGGAGCUUACGGGAAUCGUGUAUGGAGUAUCUCAUGAUUGAUUAG
Molecule: messenger RNA, 1002 nt
Organism: Psilocybe cubensis
Lineage: Eukaryota; Fungi; Basidiomycota; Agaricomycetes; Agaricales; Agrocybaceae
Exons: 1
Coding region: 1-1002 (333 amino acids)
Molecular function (GO): protein binding
Source: RefSeq, a predicted model, not a curated record